UCCAACUCGGUAGACGGGACCACUCCAUAGUCCGUAUAUAAAAAGGACCACUCAAGGAGAGAAUGAAUGCACCAGGUUACGUAUGAGGAAAGCAUGAGGAUAUAUACAUGUAUGAUAAUGUAUUAUGUUUUGUAGGAGGGCGGCGCCAUGUCGCCCUCUAUCGGUUAGUCGGCGCUGGCCCGCUGUAGGAGGAGCUGCAGAUAAUGGGCAGAGCUCAGCUGACUGAUGUUGGGGCAGGUCAUAGUCUGAGGAGCGAGGAAAGGAAAAGUAGUUUUAAAACUACAUUGUUAGAUUUAGAUACUUGUUUGUCUAAAAAAGUUGUUUAGAACAUUAACAUUAAUCGAAAACAAUGGGGAACCGGGUCGCCCGUGAAGACUACGAAUGGGUGUAUACGGACCAGCCGCAUGCCGACAGGAGAAAAGAGAUCUUGGCCAAAUACCCUGAAAUCAAGUCGUUGAUGGGUCCUGACCAGAGGCUGAAAUGGAUUGUGUGCAUGAUGGUGGUAAUACAGUUUUUAGCUUUCUACCUGGUUAAAGACUUGGACUGGAAAUGGGUUUUGUUUUGGACUUAUGCCUUUGGCAGCUGUAUCAACCACUCAAUGACCCUUGCUAUUCACGAGAUCUCCCACAACACGGCCUUUGGAAACAACAAGGCCAUGUGGAACCGCUACUUUGCCAUGUUUGCCAACCUACCGAUCGGCCUGCCCUACUCUGCCUCCUUCAAACGCUAUCACCUGGACCAUCACCGCUACCUGGGCGGAGACGGUGUAGAUGUAGACAUCCCCACUGAGUUCGAAGGCUGGUUCUUCUGUACACGCUUCCGGAAGUUCAUCUGGAUUAUUCUGCAGCCGCUGUUCUAUGCCAUCCGGCCUCUCUGCAUCAACCCCAAACCCAUCACUCAGCUGGAGUUGGCCAACGUGGCUGUCCAGCUCACCUUUGACAUCCUGCUCUACUGGCUGUGGGGGGCCAAGCCUGUGGUCUACAUGCUUGCUGGCUCCAUGCUGGGGAUGGGCUUGCACCCCAUCUCUGGUCACUUCAUAGCUGAGCACUACAUGUUCCUCAAGGGCCACGAGACCUACUCCUACUACGGCUCCCUCAACCUGCUCACCUUCAACGUGGGCUACCACAACGAGCACCACGACUUUCCCAGCAUCCCAGGAUGCAGGCUGCCCAUGGUGAAGAAAAUAGCUGCAGAGUAUUAUGAUGACCUGCCUCAGUACACAUCGUGGGUGAAAGUCCUGUACGACUUCAUCAUGGAUGACACACUCAGCCCGUACUCUCGAGUCAAGAGGAAGCUGAAGGGAGAAGUCAAACAGGAGUAACUUCCCCAAAAGCUGCUCUGGAACAAAGCUGCAGUGUCCGCUAUGACAGCAGCACGGCCCACCAUCCUAUAAACCUAACUGCUUCUGCAUACUAAUAUAUAUAGCAUGUAAAGUAAGGGUGGAGGUUGUGUAUUUGUGCUUUUUUUCCACACAAAGAGAAAAUGUUUUCAUUUAUUUGUUAUCCAAGUCAGAAAAACCGAGCCAAGCGAUGUUAGAGUGAAAAUAUUUGUUUGGAGAUUGUUAGACUGGCUGCUCAAAGACUCUGGCUUCGAUCAAACAAACAGUUUUAUUUCAAUUUUAAAUAUACAAAUUUUUUGUUCUGUAUGUAUUGUUAGAGUAUUUAAUGGAUUGCAAUGAAAUGUGGUAGACAUUCAUUUCCCCCUAAUUUGACCUUGAUGCUCUCUCUCUCUUUCUGCCCUUACCACCUUCACCACCUUCAGUCCCCCCCACCUCAAUUUGUGUGUCUCGUGCCUUAUGAAAACGUGGCCUUACAAAGACCUUGUACUAGAAAAAUUCACAAGUUCCUAAACGUUCUCUUCCUGCUCAUUACUCACUACCUUACUGUAGUAAACCCUCUGCUUGCCACUUACCAGCAGCUUGCAUUAGUCAGUCGAUUGUUGUAAUUUGCUUCAGGCCUAACUAUAGACCUGUCUACAAUGUGUGCACCCAGCCCCAGAAAUUAGCCAUGAAGAUAGCUACAAAUACGCCUACACAGACUAUUGUUGCACCAUCUACUCCUGAAUGGUUUUGGUCGGCAGCAUCACCUGUCAAAAUUGUCAGAACUGGCCUUCCUGUAAGUGUAAUGUCAUGUCCUCUGAAGUGAGGUAGGGGGGUGUGUGUGUGUGUGUCUCUCUCUCUCUCUCUCUCUCUGUGUGUGUGUGUGUGUGUGUGUGUGUGUGUGUGUGUGUGUGUGUGUGUGUGUGUGUGUGUGUGUGUGUGUGUGUGUGUGUGUGUGUGUGUGUGUGUGUGUGUGUGUGUGUGUGUGUGUGUGUCCAGGUGUUGACCACAGUUGAACUCUGAGUGAAUCUGCUCAUUAUUAAGAUCCCUCUCUGACCCUUUUUUUUAAACUGCCAACAUAUUAUACAACCUGGUAUAUGCUUAUAAACAAACUGAGUGUAACACUGAACAGUCAGUUUGAGGUUGUGUUGUAUGUGAGAUGAAAGUGUGUUCAGUGUUAGUGCCUCUGUUUUCACUUCCAGGUGUGUGGUCUGAAUUUCACUUAUCACUUUUUUCACUUUAAUGACAAACUGUCAACAAUUGACUUCCUCUAGGCUGCACAGGCAGCACUGUACAGACAUAUUUAGACCAGGAGCCUCAAACUGAAAUUACCUGGGGCCAUUUUGUGGUUGACCAGGGGGCCACUCGAAGACUCUUGAAUUUUAAUUGGUGGGAAAAAAAUAUAACUAUGUGCAGUCUGAGGCUGAACAAGCCAUUUUUGCCCUCCUCUCCCUCACGCUGUUCUGCCUGUUUUGUAUGAUGAUGCUGAGUGAGGUUGUAUCUCUGGAGAAUGACCGCUUCCUCCUUACCACCAGCGACAGGAAGCAGUCACGUUAAACACCGUGGCAAAAGAAUCCGUUGGCCACCUCUCUGUUUGGGUGAGAAACACGUUUUGAUGUCAGGUGGCUGCAGUAAAUCAGAGUGCUGUUGGUCUGAUCCACUGUGUUAUGUUGCUCAGUUACGUGCAGCUUGUUAAAUGUGAAAUAAUAGAACAUAACAUUGUUAAAGAAAAGUAACGAUACUUAAAAAUGACAAAAAUACACAAUUUGUUUGUUGGCCAGAUGUGACAAUAAAUUCAAAACGUGGGGAACCUAAUGAAAUGAUCUGGCCCCCCGGCCACUGUUUGAGGCACCUGAUAGAUGUUAAUGUUGGAAGAAUUUACAGAACAUGUAGAACAUUUGAAUAAAUAAAACAUGAAAAUUCUAAA
Molecule: messenger RNA, 3245 nt
Organism: Micropterus salmoides (largemouth bass)
Lineage: Eukaryota; Metazoa; Chordata; Actinopteri; Centrarchiformes; Centrarchidae
Gene: degs1
Product: delta(4)-desaturase, sphingolipid 1
Exons: 3
Coding region: 350-1321 (323 amino acids)
Biological process (GO): ceramide biosynthetic process
Cellular component (GO): membrane
Molecular function (GO): sphingolipid delta-4 desaturase activity
Source: RefSeq, a predicted model, not a curated record